AUGCAGACGUACAUUAUAGCUAUCAUACUAUGGUGUAGCGGGGUGUACGCUAAAAAUGAAAUUUACGAUGGGCAUAUACUAUAUGAGAUAACAGUACAGAAUGUAGAACAAACACGGCUUGUGACGGAAUUAGAAGAAUUAUUACACGUGAGCGUCUUCACUCACGCUGUGCCAGGAAGAUCGGGUCAGGUUCUAGUAUCCAAGGAGAGACGAGGGCACUUCGAAACUAAACUCUCUGCAGAGGGGAUAGAAUACAAAGUAAUCGUCGAAAAUAUUAAAGAUGUGAUAGAUCUCGAAGAGCGACUGCUGACAGAAGCUACCAGCAGAAGUAAUAACAGAACUAGAAAUGGGGGAGUAACGUUUGACAGAAUAUAUACAUAUGAAGAGAUCGACGCUUACCUUGAAGAACUGCAGACAUUGUAUCCUGAAACUGUAACUCUUGUGAACGCGGGCAAUAGUGUUGAAGGUCGAGCUAUAAAAUAUAUAAGAGUAUCAACAACCAAUUUUCAGGAUUCAAGCAAACCCGUCGUGUUCAUAGAAUCUCUUCUCCACGCCAGAGAAUGGAUCACUCUACCAGCCACCUUAUAUGCCAUCCACAGGCUGGUUAUAGACGUGACGGAGGAAGACUUGCUGCAGGAUAUCGACUGGAUCAUACUCCCUAUUGUCAAUCCUGAUGGCUAUGUGUUUACACAUGUCGAGAACCGAUUCUGGCGGAAAAACAGAGCACCAAGCACAUUGUGCCCAGGAGUCGACCUGAACAGAAACUUCGACAUCAACUGGGGCGAAGCGUCCAGCAACAUCGCUUGCAUGGAGACCUUCCACGGCCCAGAACCUUUCUCUGAACCUGAGACCUCCAUCGUCAGGGACAUUAAACUGGCACAUAGCAACCGUCUCGAACUCUUCCUGGACAUCCACAGUUUUGGAAGCAUGAUCCUUUACGGUUAUGGCAACGGUACAUUGCCAUCCAAUGGCCUAAUAUUACAUCUAGUUGGUGUUGAAAUGGCAACAGCUAUUAAUGCUGUCAAAGCUAGCUUCAACCCAGAUUACAUCGUCGGUAACGUAGCAUUAGUGUUGUAUCAGGCAUCAGGAAGUGCUCAGGAUUACGCUCAAGCUAUCGGUUCCCUGUCGUAUACGUAUGAGUUACCAGGGUACAGAUUUGGUAUUGGAGGCCUUGGAUUCCUGGUCGACCCUGAUUUUAUAGAACAGGCUGGAAUGGAGACGUGGGAAGGUAUUAAAGUUGGUGCCAGAUACGCUCGUGAUAACUACAGACAUAAGCAUAAAUCAGGAUUAACAUUCUCAGCAAUGAUAAUAUCUCACGUAAUAAUAAUAUCUCACGACGAAUUCAAACCUGAUAAAUUCACAUGGAAUUUAUCAGAAUGUUUUACAUGA
This is a messenger RNA of Achroia grisella, 1389 nucleotides long. RefSeq names its product carboxypeptidase B-like. Bases 1 to 1389 code for a protein of 462 amino acids. Gene Ontology annotation, molecular function: zinc ion binding; metallocarboxypeptidase activity. The record is from RefSeq and is a predicted model, not a curated record. Lineage: Eukaryota; Metazoa; Arthropoda; Insecta; Lepidoptera; Pyralidae. Gene Ontology annotation, biological process: proteolysis. The transcript has 7 exons.